AGUGGCUUGGUCUUAUUUUGUGGUUACUGAUGUGCGCAUGGGCAGUACCGAGAACGAUUGGUUAUGGCGGCCUCUCAGAGAAGCUCUGUUUGGGAUGCUCCGCAAGUUUAUAAACAUCAUGAACAACAGAAUGUCUGUCACACACGAGCCAAGUACAGAGAGGGACGGAGACCAAAAGCUGUCAAGGUGUACACUAUAAACCUGGAGUCAUGCUUUCUCCUGGUGCAAGGAGUUCCUGCUAUUGGUGUGAUGACUGAACUGGUGCAGCUCUUUGCAAUAUAUGGAGUGAUUGAAGAAUACAGGAUUCUUGAUGAAUACCCUGCGGAACAAUUCACGGAAGUUUAUCUUGUUAAAUUUCAAAAGCUUACAAGUGCAAGGGCUGCUAAACGACACACUGAUGAGAAAAGCUUCUAUGGAGGGAUCCUUCAUGUUUGCUACUCUCCUGAAUAUGAGACUGUAGAAGACACGAGAAAGAAGUUACAAGACAGGAGGCGAUAUAUAAACAGAGCAUGUACAAAAUCAGAAAAAGAACAUACACAAGUACAGGCCGACAAGGUCAUGAAUUCUGAGUUGCCAGCUUCAUCAUCUGCUAUGUUGAAAGACAGGCUGCACCCUCACAGAAACCAUGGGGAAACUUCUCAUUCCAACACAUGUUCAGGGUUUCCACUGUUGCCUCUACCACCACAGAAAGACAAUCCUCACCACAUGUUUUCUUCUAAAGAAUUCAAGUCUCAGAGUCUACACUGUAGUUCAUCUACAGAGGAUAAAAUGGGAUCUUUACACAGUUUCAUCCCCAGUUCAAAAGAACAUUGUGAACACACUUCCAAUGAUCCUAACACACCUGCUAAAGAAAAGGAAUGGAUUACUAAAAAAAGCAAAAACCCUUCCACCACUGUACCACGUUUUAUACCAAGGACUGCACAUUUAGAAAACAGAAAGAGGAAAAUUGAGGACAGUUCAGUCUUAACGGGUGCAGCAGACAAAAAUGCACCUUUGUAUGGACCCAAACUUCCAGAACCCCCUAGAAUGGACAUGGAAGACAAUUCAUUAAACACAACAGCCAACUUAAUCAGGAAAACAAUGGCAAAGGUUUCAUCAGUUCCCACAGUGGGGAAAACCAGCACCACAGCAAAGCCACGGCGAAGAAUUUAAUCAAGUUUAUUGCAGGACAAUAGGCA
This is a messenger RNA of Trichomycterus rosablanca, 1178 nucleotides long. RefSeq names its product RNA binding motif protein 48 (gene rbm48). Gene Ontology annotation, molecular function: nucleic acid binding. The coding region runs from base 64 to 1152 and encodes 362 amino acids. The transcript is spliced from 5 exons. The record is from RefSeq and is a predicted model, not a curated record. Gene Ontology annotation, cellular component: nucleoplasm. NCBI's taxonomy places the organism in Eukaryota, Metazoa, Chordata, Actinopteri, Siluriformes, Trichomycteridae.